AUGACAAUUGAGCAUCAUAUAUUCGUAAAAGGAUUUUAUACCAAAUAUCUUAUGUGGGAGUUUCACGAGGAAGAUAUCAUAGAAGUAAACGAAGAUCAAGAAGAAGUAGAAUCAAACAGUGAAGAAAACAUACCAUAUGACAGUGAUGAUGAUGAAGACAAUGGCAAUAUGAGACCAACAUUAGAAGAUUUAGCUAGUCAAUAUCAUAGGAAGAGUGAUUUUGUGAACCUUGGAGAUUCAAAUGAGCACAAUGAUGAAAGGAAUACAUUGCCUGACUUAUUUGCAGAAGAAGAAAAGGAGUUAUACUUUGGAUGUACAACGUUCUCAAUCUUAACAUUUAUUGUUAAUCUAAUGCACAUUAAAGUGAUGUGUGGUUGGAGUAACAAAUCAUUUGAUUUGUUGCUCGACUUACUUUCGAAAGCAUUUCCCAAAGACAAUAAAAUUCCACGAUCUUAUUAUGACGCUAAGAAAAUGUUGCGUGAUCUAGGUUUAGGGUACGCAACUAUUCAUGUAUGUGAGUAUGAUUGUGCUUUAUUUUGGAAAGAGAAUAAAAAUGCUGAAAGAUGUCCUAUAUGUGGUCAUGAACGAUACAAAUUCCAAGGAACUAAAGGCAAGAAGAUCCCACACAAAAAGAUGCAAUAUUUUCCUAUAACUCCACGACUACAGAGACUUUUUAUGUCAUGCCAUACAUCAUUUGAUAUGAGGUGGCAUAAGGAAGAACGUGUUGAUACAAAAGGUGUACUUAGACACCCGGCAGAUGCAGAGGUUUGGAAGGAUUUUGAUAGACAAUAUCCAGAUUUUGCAAAAGAAUCUAGAAAUGUAAGGCUUGGAUUUGCAACAGAUGGGUUCAAUCCAUUCGGUGAUUUAUCAAACUCGUACACAAUAUUGUGGACGAUCCAUGAUUUUCCAGCAUAUGGUACUGUAUCUGGGUAUAGCACUCAAGGUUAUAAAGCUCGUCCUGUUUGUGAAGAUGACACAUCUUCAUUUCGAAUAAGAGGAAAAACAUGUUUCAUGGGUCAUCGUCGAUAUUUGUGUUCGAACCACCAAUGGCGCAAUGAUAUGGAGUAUGAUGGUACAAUCGAAUGGCAUUCACCUCCAAGAAUUUUAACAGGAAAUGAAAUCUUAGAUAAAUUAAAAGGUGUAUGGAAAUGUAGGGCAGUUGGUACAAUAUUUAGUAUUGAUGGGAAGUCUAAAGAUGCUGAAAAGGCAAGACUUGAUUUACAAGAUUUAAAUAUUCGUAAGCAGCUACACAUGAAAAAGAAGGGGAACAAAUGGUUCAAACCAGUAGCAUGCUAUACAUUAUCAGCGAAGGAACGACAAGAAUUUUGUACGUUCAUAAAGUCCGUAAAAUUUCCUGAUGGAUAUGUUGCAAAUAUUUCUCGGAAUGUUAACAUGAAAGAUGGAAAGUUAUUUGGGUUGAAAAGUCAUGAUUGUCAUAUUUUAUUACAGAGGUUGUUACCUAUUGGUUUAAGGCCAUAUUUGAAAAAGAAAGUAAUGGAUGCUAUUGUUGAGCUGUCGUUAUUCUUCAAAAAACUAUGUGCGAGGACAUUAUAUGUGAAAGACUUAGACGAAUUGGAAAAGGGCAUUGUACUCACGCUGUGUAAAUUAGAAAGUAUCUUUCCUCCUUCCUUCUUUGAUGUGAUGAUUCAUCUUAUGGUUCACUUGCCAUUAGAAGCUAAGUUAGGUGGUCUAAUAAAAAAAAUGAAUGAAACAAUAUCUGGUAAAGCACAGGAAGAUUUGUAUGCAAUUGCAAUACAACCAAGUUUUUUGGCUUGUACAUAUGCUGGUUGUAUGGUUAAUGGAGUUCGAUACCAUACAAAAAGUCGAGAUGAAAGACUUUUAACUCAAAACUACGGUGUUCACGUUGAAGCAGAAUAUGAUUGA
Humulus lupulus (European hop) is the source of this 1884-nucleotide messenger RNA. RefSeq lists its product as uncharacterized. The record is from RefSeq and is a predicted model, not a curated record. The transcript has 4 exons. NCBI's taxonomy places the organism in Eukaryota, Viridiplantae, Streptophyta, Magnoliopsida, Rosales, Cannabaceae. Bases 1 to 1884 code for a protein of 627 amino acids.